AUGAGACAAUACCCGGGUGCGAAAAUCAUCCAGUGCACCCUGGGCCGCCAGAAACCAGUUAAGGCAGCAAUCGUCGUCUUCGGUGACAAUGUGGAAGUCAUUCACGACCCCCAGAUCGUCACCGAAAACCUGGUAGCGGUCUUUGUAAAGGCCGGCAAGCUCGAGCUCGGGUUACUGUCCGUGUACUUUGAAGGGGACCAAGAUAUGGAAACCUAUCUACAGCAGCUGAGAGCGGCAACCACAAAAAUCUCCACUCACCAUCUUAUAGUGGCAGGUGACGUGAAUGCCUGGAGUCACUGGUGGGGCAGCAGCUCCGAAAAUCAUCGAGGAGCACAAUUCCACGGAUUUAUAACCGAGAUGGACCUCCAUAUUCACAAUGUAGGCAAUAUCCCUAGAUUCGAGACCUAUAGAGGCGGCAAGCUUUACUCGAGCUGCGUGGACGUAACUCUGACCAGUCAGUCCCUUCUUGCAGCAAUGGAGAACUGGAGGGUGGAAAGAGAUCUGAUUACGUCUGAUCACAACGCCAUCACGUUCAAUCUGCGUACCGAGGGACCUCUAAAACCUAUAGAACCAAUCUCGACUCGCAGAUACAACACCAAUAAGGCGAGAUGGACAGAUUUCACCACAAACUUGAAGUCCGAGCUUGCAGAAGAAAACAUAACUCAGAGUUGUGUCUCUAAGGUCCUGAACAAAGAAGAACUGGAGGAUAUCAUCAAUAACUAUGUCUAG
Messenger RNA from Melitaea cinxia (Glanville fritillary), 729 nucleotides. RefSeq lists its product as uncharacterized. Gene Ontology annotation, molecular function: catalytic activity. The transcript has a single exon. Bases 1 to 729 code for a protein of 242 amino acids. NCBI's taxonomy places the organism in Eukaryota, Metazoa, Arthropoda, Insecta, Lepidoptera, Nymphalidae. The record is from RefSeq and is a predicted model, not a curated record.